Adineta steineri is the source of this 3369-nucleotide messenger RNA. The record is from the annotation of a GenBank genome assembly. Lineage: Eukaryota; Metazoa; Rotifera; Eurotatoria; Adinetida; Adinetidae.
AUGUCGCAAAAUCGUUUUGUACAUCAAACUCUCUUAGAACAUCAAGAAGCCAAUCGAAGGCCAAUAGAUGGUUAUGAAGAUUCACCCAUUCUUACAUUAGAAGAAGCUGUGGAAAAACUAAUUCCAUUCGUUCCCGAUAUCUUAGUUUAUGCUACAACAGCUAAAAAUCGAUGUAAUCAACGUUCAAACUUGUUAACGCAAGAUGAAUCAGCGGCAAUAUAUCUUUACUCGAUGGCAUCACCUUUUUUUUCUUCUCUCAACGAAGCACUUCGAUCUGAAAAUCGACAUGCACUUAAACCAUGGUUUCCCUACUUAAAAUUGUUUAUGACGGCUCUCAAUAAAUUCCCAUCAGUUAAAGCACAUGUUUGGAGAAGUGUUUACGGUGAUAUCGGUUCAGUCUUUGUUAAAAAUAAAAUCGAGAUUUGGUGGAGUAUCAUUUCAACUUCGAUGGAUCUGAAAAUUGUUCAACCAUUUCUAAAUGAACGAGGCACUUUGCUCGCUAUUGAAACUAUGCAUGGCAAAGAUAUCUCCCAAUUUUCUGCACGUCCAGACGAGAAAGAAGUUAUUUUAAUGCCUGGAACUCGUGUGCGAGCCAAAACCGAAACAACCGAUUUCAAAAACUGUCUCUCCAUUGUUCACUUAAAAGAAGUAACUCCUGAAAGUGAAUCACAGUCUGAGUCAAACCAACCAUUUGAAUCAAUAAAACAAGAAUAUAAACGAACUGGUCAACUUGAACGUCUGACGAAUCCAGCAAAAUUCUAUCCAAUUGAGGAGACUUACAUUAAUUUAGCCAUCGUCGAUACUAAAACACAACAACAAAAAGAAAAACAACUUCGUGAUGCUUCCAACAAUGAUGCUAUAAUGGGAAGUUUUGAAGAGAUUUAUGGGACAAAAAUUACAAUAGAUAUCAAAAAUAUUUUUAAAAUAUGUAAAAAUCUAGAAAAAAAAGUACUGGUAUUCGGACGUGCUGGAAUUGGGAAAUCCACAUUUUGCCGAUAUAUUGCUUAUCAAUGGGCGAUGGGUUUAUGUUGGACACAAUAUGAAUUAUUGGCUUUAAUUCCAUUACGUCGCUUAACAACUAAUCGAUAUCCUCCUUUAUCAAAUGGUCAGAACUAUUCUUUGCUUGAUCUUGUGAAAAAAGAAAUUUUUUCAUAUAAUCUAUCUGAAAAUGAAGACAAACUUUUGAGAAAAUAUUUUGAUGCAAAAAAGACUUUAUGGAUCUUGGAUGGAUAUGAUGAAAUUAUACAAAAUGUACCACCACAUUUAGAAUGUUUAUUCGACCAAUUACUUAAAACUCCACAUCAUAUUUUAACAUCCCGUCCAUAUCAAAAUUCAUUAGCCUAUCACGUACAAAUGGAAAUCACAGGAUUUACAGACGAUAAUAUUGAGCGAUAUGUAGAGCAAUUCUUUGAUCAGAUGAAAGAUGAAUUAGACAAUUCUUUGAACAAAAGUCAAAAAUUAUUCAGCUUCUUACAGACUAAUCCAUCUAUCUGGGGUGUUGCACAUAUUCCAGUGAAUUUGGAACUGGUAUGUGGUCUUUGGAGUAACGAAGAUUUUACAGAAACAAAUGAAUUAACAAUAACAUCAUUAUACACAGCGAUGAUAGAAUGGUUAUGUCGACGAUAUUUAUCAAUGCCAAAUAAAAAAAUUCAAAAUUUAUCUAAAGACGACGUUGAUCAACGCUGUGAAAAAGAAUUAGCAUUCUUAGAAAAUCUUGCCUUCAAUGGAAUGAAGAGCAAUACUAUAAUUUUACGACCAAAUCUACUGAGAAAAGCACUAACUGAAGAAAAAAUCUCUUUACAUAACCAUCCACAUAUACUCAAUAUGGGAGUUCUCAAAAGUUUUAAUAAACAAAGUAUCGAUACUCAAAUUGAAACGGACAAAGAUCAUUAUUUUGUGCAUCUCAGUUUUCAGGAAUAUUUUGCAGCACGAUAUUUGAUUAAAGCUCUCAAAGACUCUUCAAUUCAACCAGAAACAAUCCAGUUUAUUCAACGCGAAAAAUACAAUCAACGUUAUGCAUUAGUCUUUACUUUUCUAUCCGGUCUUUCUAAUGAGGCUGAUUCAAACACAUGCCUAAGCGUCUCUUGGGGAUUUAUAUUAACACCGCCGAUAGAUCUUCUUGGAAUAAGACAUAUGCAACUUGUUAUUUCUUGCAUUCAAGAGACAUCAAGCCAAUCAACUAUUCCACAAUACACUUUACUGAUAGAAUGGAUAGCAAAAUACAUUGAAUAUAAUUUGUCUACAGAAAACAAUAUUAUUCCUGAAUGUCUUGUACAAUCAUUAAGAAGAGCACCAUCGGUCACAAGCAGUCAACGAAUUAUAAAUGCAAUUACCAAUCUACUUCAAAAUGAUGAUUCAAAUAUCAAAAUCGCAGUGUUCUCAUUCAUUUCCAAAGUGAGCAGUUCGAAGCUAGCGACUGCACUGAUUAAUUUAGUGACUAUCGCACUAGAUGAUCAAAACGAGACGGUGAGAUCCUAUGCAUGCGAAACUUUCAGAAAAAUGGGUAAAAACGAAGUGACGAGUGAGGCGUUCACUAAGUUAAUUAGUGCAUUAGAAGAUAAGAGUAAAAACGUCAGAGCCUGUGCAUGCAAAGCUCUCGGAUAUAUAGGUAAAAAAGCAGCGACGAAUGAAGUGAUUACUAAACUGGUGAGUGCAUUAAGAGACGAGAGCGAAGAGGUCAGAUCAGGCGCAUACGAAGUUCUCCGCGACAUGGGUGAAAAAGCAGUGAUGAAUGAACUGAUCACUAAACUGGUGAGUGCAUUAGAAGAUGAGAGCGACGAGGUCAGAUCAAGUGCAUGCGAAGCUCUCGGGAAUAUAGGUGAAAAAGCAGCGACGGAUGAAGUGAUUACUAAACUGGUUAGUGCAUUAGAAGAUGAGAGUAAAGACAUCAGAGCCUGUGCAUGUAAAGCUCUCGGAAAAAUGGGUAAAAAAGCAGCUACGAUUGAAGUAAUCACUAAAAUUGUGGAUACACGUGAAGAUGAUGAAGCAUUGUCUUCUGAAGCUGCAGAUGCUAUAGAUGGUUUUUUUCAAUCAUCAGCCGAAGCGAUUGCUUCUUCAAUGCUAAUAUCAAAACUGUGCGUGCGUGGAAGACCAUUAGAGUGCUUGAAAAAUGUUUCACUGGAUGAAUUAAUCAUAGAGUUUUUCGAUACUGAAGAUGCUGCUUGGUUUUUGACGGCAAUUAAGAUAACACACCAGAGAGAUGCUGCUAUAACGAUCAUUGAAGAUAAAUUGAUAGUGUAUGAUAAAGGAGAGCCAAUAGAACUACGUGCUCCAAAUUUGGAACUACACAAUGAACUCAUUAAAGCGUUUACUGAUACGGCAAAAGCACUGCAUUUAUCUUUUAGGAUACCGUCAAAUCCAGAAGAUUGA